ACUCUCUCUCACACACACUCUGACUCACACACACUGCAGCAGAGCACUCUCUCUCUUUCUCUAUGUCCGCGCUCAUCCCGCCUUCUUGACAGCAGAAAACACUUGGGUUUCCAUCGUACGGGACCGGCUGCCGCUUCUUUUGAAGCUCCAUCUCUCUUCUCACUCUCUACCAAUCAUUCUUUCUUUCUUUUCUUUAUUUUUCUCUCUCUGCUCAUCCUCCAGUUCUCUCUCCCUUCUCGCUGAGAACAGGGCUGUGUAUUGUCGGGGUUGAGGGUUUUGUGUUGUCAGCAAGAGGAGGGAACAUGCAGCAUCCUGGAGGAACAUGUGUGACGUUACCCAACGUGGACGCCUGUCCUCAGCUGUCCUGCGCUGCUCUCACCUUCAUGUAUUUACAGCAGGGUAACCCGGACACACCAGCACCACCAGACCCAUCCAUGGCCCAGGCUUACCCAUCAGCCCAGUUUGCCACCCCUCCCCAGAAUGGCAUUCCAGCUGAGUUCACAGCUUCACACCCCCAUCCACAUCCACACCCCCACCAACAUCCACACCAACACCCAGCAGUACCACAGGACUACAGCGGGGUCCAGGCCUCCGUCAGUGAGCAUCCACUCAACCUUUACCAGUCCUCACAGAGCCACAGUGAACAGAGUGGGUCAGACUCCAGCAGUCAGACGGUCACCGGCACAGCCACACAAACAGAAGAUGCCGACCAGACAGACAGUCAGCCACCAACACAGACCGUACCUGAAAGCACAGACAGCAAGGCCCAACCCAAGAGACUUCAUGUCUCCAACAUCCCCUUCAGGUUCAGAGACCCAGACCUCAGACAAAUGUUCGGUCAAUUUGGCAAAAUCUUAGAUGUGGAAAUCAUCUUCAACGAGCGUGGUUCUAAGGGUUUUGGAUUCGUAACGUUCGAGCACAGCGUGGACGCCGAUAGGGCCAGGGAGAAAUUACACGGCACUGUGGUGGAAGGCCGUAAAAUAGAGGUCAACAAUGCAACAGCCCGUGUAAUGACAAAUAAGAAGACUGUCAACCCAUAUGCAAAUGGCUGGAAGUUAAAUCCAGUGGUCAGCACUGUCUACAGUCCAGAAAUCUAUGCAGUACCAGGAUUUCCCUACCCAGCAGGUGGUGCAGCAGCAUACAGAGGAGCCCACCUACGAGGUCGAGGACGGACCGUGUACAACACAUUCAGGGCGGCUGCUCCGCCUCCCCACAUUCCAACUUAUGGAAGUGUUGUUUACCAGGAUGGAUUUUAUGGUGCAGAUAUUUAUGGUGGUUACGCUACCUACAGAUAUGCCCAGCCUACUGCUGCCACAGCUGCUGCAUACAGUGACAGUUACGGACGAGUAUAUGCUGCCGACCCCUACAACCACACACUCACUCCAGCAGCCACAUACAGCGUUGGUGCCAUGAAUGGGUUUGCCCCGCUGACAGAUGCCAAAACUCGGAGCCACGCAGACGACGUGGGGCUAGUGCUGUCCUCUCUCCAGGCUAGCAUAUACCGGGGAGGCUACAGUCGCUUCGCACCCUAUUAGCAACACCUCAAACCUUCCAACCGGACAGAAAGAAAGUGUGUGUGCGUGUGAGUGUGUAAGCGAAUGAGAAUGAAAGAACGAGUAUCAGAUGAAAGAUGUUACUGAGGCCUGGGUAUUGCAAUACAUGCAUUUUGUGCAUCAUUUCAGCAUGUCCUAACACAGAAGUACAAAAAAGAAGAAUAAAAUGACAGCUGAAAUUUUUCAUCUUAUACCUCAGAUAUUUUGUGCUGUGUAUUUUGAUAUUGUGGUUUUUUAAGUUCUAAAGAUUUAAACCUAGAAUAUCAGCUUUAGAGGUUUUUCCAUGGUACUAAUAGAGAGCUGCUAAUAAUGAUUAGGAAACAAAGGAAAUAUUUAUCAGAUUCAAAUUGUUAGGGCUUGUAUUGAACUCCAACCCUGUAAGAUAGGUCAAAGUCACACUUUGGGGUUUUUAUGUUUUGUAAGAGUGUUAAAGUGACUAUGCUAGUCAAGUGUUGUUGUUUACUUCUCUCAGCUUGCUUUGGCACUUCCUCUGUCAGUUUAGCAAUGAUACCUUUUUUACCUUUGGUUCGGGAGGAAGUAAAGAAGGCUUGGAGAACAUGGAGAUACACAAAAAGUUCAACUCCGAACUUUUGAGGGCAGGUAAAGCUGAGAGCAGCCAUGAUUGCUAUUUUUACACCCAUAAUUGCGAGGUCUCAACUUUUUUAUCUUGUUACCUUGAGAACAAACUUUACUUGUGGCUGCAAGUUUACUUUCAGAUCAGAAUUAUUUUGCCCAACCAAGAUAAUAAUCUUUCCCCAAGACACGAUCCUUUGUUGCAUCUGUCUGCAUAAUCAUGAAAUUUGCAUGUUCUGCAGCCCAAUUUCAUCCAUUCAAUCUAUCCGCCUCUGUUUGCGAGUCAAAGCAGGCUGAGAGCUGCCGCUGUAGUUAUGAUAACUAUGACAACUAACUUUUGCAGUGCAAUAUCUAGAAGCAAGUAAACUUGGACCCAAGUUGUUCUACAGCAGGUCAAUCCAUUGAAACAGCUGGUCGCAAGUAGUUUUUUGACUGAUUGCUGCUGAUGACUUAAUGCUGAUGUAACAACUGAUCUUAUGAGUUGUGUAUAAGCUCAUGGUGAUAGACAGAUAUCUCUUUUUACCAGCUCACUGCACAAAUAUUUACCACCAAAACAUUGCCAUUAAUAUUAAGCAAAAUACAAUUAUCUUACGAUGAUGGGGUAAUUAAGUUGUGAUCUCUAGAUAAAAUAACACCACAACAACAAAAAUUAGCAAUCACAGCUGCAAUGUAGUUAAGUUAUCCUUUUAGGGAGAGAAUGGUGUCAGUCAACACAUUAUUCAGGCUAUGGUUGUGUGACUAAAUAAUGUAGUCAUGUCUUACGUCACUUGAAGCCAAAGGUUCUGGCGUAUUAAUGUGUAUAGUCAAAAUUCUACAUAGAUAUGAAUUAUUAGAUCUGAAAAAAGGAUUGCCAUGGCAACUAAACUAUUCAACCUUUUAUUUGCUUUGUCUAGUGAUAUGAAAAAGAAUUACAGCCGUGUGAAUUAAAAAAAAUAAAUUUGAUAUGAUAAAUUAAAUUAAUUGCAGAAUUCAGAGAUGAAAUGUUUUGUGGCACUACUCCUCUUCCAUACUCAGUGUUCACCAUCCAGACGUAGAUGUUUUUUGUAUAAACUUCUAAUAUAUUCAUUGGUAUAACUUUUAUAUUACAGGAGAGAUUUAAAAAAAAUUAAAAAAAUAACAGUGGCCAAAUCCACUGUGUAUAUUUUAUCUUUUUGUUAAUUUUGUUUCGCCUUGAUUAUUUUAUUUUAUAAUUAAAAUAUAAAGGGGUAAAGUAUAAUAAUCCAACAAUGUAUUAUAUUUGAACUGUGCAGUGAAUAUGUUCUCUUAUAUGAAACACACAAUGGUAUAAUGUUUUAGAUGUAGACAAGUAUAUCGGUUGUUAGGACAAGCUAUUUCAUUUUCUAUCAAAUCAUAUUCAGAUUUUUACAAAGAAAGUAAUGUAGAUAGUAUUAUUUAUCCAUUUCUUGGUCAGUUGUAUUAUUUUGCACAUGGUCCUUGUAAAUUUUACAUAACCCUAGACAUAUCAGUGCUGUAGUUGUAAUCUUUCUUACUUUUUUUUUUUUAUCAGUUCUGUAAUUUCGGAUUCUUUCUAUUUCCUGUCAUUCUUAACGUGACAUCCUUUCUGUUAUUUUCUAGAAAUGAACCUUUACUCUUUGAAAAUUAACUGUUUGAAUAUUAUAAUACUAAUUAAAUAUGAGAAAUAAAUGAUUUGUGAACAAGCUAAUCUAUGAUGUAAAUAUAAGUUAAUGGAAUAAAUCUGUAGUGUAUUUGAAAAGCGCUACAUGGGCAACAGGAGUUCUGCUACGGCUGCAUUGCAAGCCAGCCUACGGGCCGCUUCCUGUGCCAUAUUCUGUUUACAAAUAUUCCCAAUUAGUGGUAUUGUUACAUAUCUCUCUUUUUGAUAAGGAAAACUCUCAGAUGCAUCACAUUACAAAAAAGGCAGCAGUAAGAGCCUGGCUCCGCUUGUUCAAAUCUUCACCUGUGUGCUGUGUGUGAGGACUGUCGAUCAGAAACUGGAUCAUUCAUAGUCCUCUCCAUGCUGAAUGUCUGACUCUGCAACUACUUUAUACAAGCUCUGCUUCCAGUUGGUGUUCAAAACAACGCUUCCUCUCCAGUCAUUGUAUGUGCAUGUACUAUGGUUCUUCCACUAAUCAGUAACCAUUAAUAAAGUUUUGUUUUCUCAA
Molecule: messenger RNA, 4249 nt
Organism: Micropterus salmoides (largemouth bass)
Lineage: Eukaryota; Metazoa; Chordata; Actinopteri; Centrarchiformes; Centrarchidae
Gene: rbfox1
Product: RNA binding fox-1 homolog 1
Exons: 12
Coding region: 303-1535 (410 amino acids)
Biological process (GO): nervous system development; regulation of alternative mRNA splicing, via spliceosome
Cellular component (GO): cytoplasm; nucleus
Molecular function (GO): mRNA binding
Source: RefSeq, a predicted model, not a curated record